Microthlaspi erraticum is the source of this 255-nucleotide messenger RNA. NCBI's taxonomy places the organism in Eukaryota, Viridiplantae, Streptophyta, Magnoliopsida, Brassicales, Brassicaceae. The record is from the annotation of a GenBank genome assembly.
AUGGCUAGUUCAGUUUCACCAAACCCCGGCGGCUUGGGACGUCACCACUUCUCCGAUUGUCUCUCUCUUCUCCGCCUUAUUAAGAACGAAGCAUCGAAUCUUCAAUCAACAGCUAAAGACGUUUUUUCUCAACGCUCUUUUUCUCGCGUUACAGCUCCGACGUUCCUCAGAGAUUGGGAAUUUGCAGCGAUUGACGCGCUAUCUCGGCGCUUCUACUCCACGGAGACCUUUAUUCAAAGCCCUUCGAUAAGCUAA